UCCUCCUAGCUUCACUCUCUCCGCUGCUGCUGCUGCGUUCGGUAGCUAAGCUUAGCUUAGCUUGCGAGCUGCGUCGCCUAGCUCCGAUUGGAUCUCGCUCUCGAGCUCGAGCUCGAGCUCGGAUUCCAUGGCGAAUUGGUGACUCGGUGGCAAGGUCCCGUCUCCUGGUGUCUGGAAUUGGGCGGCGGCGGCGGGAUGAGGAAGAGCUGGGGGCUCGGGCGGCCGUCGGGUGACCGGCGGUGGCUGCUCCCCUUCGCCGCGAGCCUCCUCGUCUCGGCGACCCUCUUCCUCGCCGCGGCAUGCGGCCUCUUCUCCCCGCCCUCUCUCGCCGACGGCGACGACGACUCCAUCCUCAUCGACGUCGCCACCUGGGACACCGCCUCCGCCGCAGAAUCCGAGAUCAAGAACCGCCUCCUCGACUCCAACUCCGACUCCGACGACGGCGACAACCCGGACGACGCGGCGGUGAACUCGGACGCCUCCUCCGCGGAUCCCCCGCGGAUCGCCUACCUCCUGGAGGGAACCAAGGGGGACGGGGCGCGGAUGAGGCGGGCGCUGCAGGCGAUCUACCACCCGCGGAACCAGUACAUCCUCCACCUCGAUCUGGAGGCGCCGCCGCGGGAGCGGAUCGACCUGGCCAUGUACGUCAAGGGGGACGCCAUGUUCAGCGAGGUCGGGAACGUGAGGGUCAUCGCCAAGGGCAACCUGGUCACCUACAAGGGGCCAACCAUGGUGGCCUGCACGCUGCACGCCGUCUCCAUCCUCCUCAAGGAGGGUCUGGAGUGGGACUGGUUCAUCAACCUCAGCGCCUCCGAUUACCCCCUCGUCACGCAGGAUGAUAUACUUCAUGUGUUCUCUUCCUUGCCGAGAAAUCUUAAUUUUAUAGAACACAUGCAACUAUCUGGUUGGAAAGUGAUUUCAAGAGCAAAACCUAUUGUUGUGGACCCAGGGCUCUAUCUAUCAAAAAAGUUCGAUCUUACCAUGACUACUGAGCGGCGAGAAUUGCCAACAUCUUUCAAGUUAUAUACUGGUUCUGCUUGGAUAAUGCUCACAAAAACCUUCCUCGAGUACUGCAUAUGGGGAUGGGACAAUCUCCCACGGACACUCCUUAUGUACUAUGUUAACUUCAUCUCCUCUCCAGAAGGUUAUUUCCACACCGUCAUCUGCAACUCGGACGAGUUUCGGGGCACUGCGGUUGGCCAUGACCUGCACUACAUUGCUUGGGACUACCCUCCAAAGCAACAUCCAAAUAUGCUCUCCAUGAAGGACUUCAACAAGAUGGUCAAGAGCGGCGCGCCGUUUGCACGGAAGUUUCCCAAGGAUGACAAGGUCCUGGACAAAAUCGACCGUGAGCUGCUGCACCGCUCCGAAGGCCAGUUCACCCCCGGAGCAUGGUGCGACGGGAGCUCUGAAGGAGGAGCUGAUCCAUGUUCCUCAAGGGGUGAAGAUUCGGUAUUCGAGCCUAGUCCCGGUGCCGAGAGGUUGCGAGGCCUCAUGAAGAAGGUGCUUUCAUGGGAUUACCGCAAUGGCAGCUGCUCGUCGCUCGGUUACGAUCAGACAAAACGAGAUUGGUAUGUUCCAAAAGGUAGAGGAUAAUUCAUGUUGUCCUGGUACCUUUUCUUGUAAAUUCAGAUAGCUGAACUUGACCCCUUCCAUUGAAAUGAACAAAGCUGAUGAAUCCAACAUUCUGACCAAGAAAAAAGAUGUUGAAAUUGCAAUGUCCGUA
This is a messenger RNA of Oryza sativa Japonica Group (Japanese rice), 1726 nucleotides long. Lineage: Eukaryota; Viridiplantae; Streptophyta; Magnoliopsida; Poales; Poaceae. The record is from RefSeq and is a predicted model, not a curated record.